AUGGAUGCGGGAGGGAGGAGGACGCUGCUGGUUCGGCAUCUUCCAACUGAGCUGAGUCCGCAGGAGCAGAGAGAGCUGCUGGAGAAGAGCGGAGCGGACAGUGUGCGCCUGUGUUCAGGGAGGACGAGGGGGAGCCUGAAAUAUGUGGCUUUUGCAACCUACCCAAAUGAAUUUGCAGCUGCAAAGGCUGUUUCAGUACUACACCAACUCACAGUGUUGGGUCACACACUUGUGGUUGAAUAUGCUAAGGAGAAUCAUGUUCACCUACCAGACCAGCCAUCUUUCUCUGAAAAAAAGAAAAGUGGUGAGAAAGCCGAUGAAUGUAAAGACUCAAAACUCCCAAGCCAGGUUUCCAUUGAGAGGGGAAUAGCACCAAAUCAUGGGCUAGUUUUCCCAAUAAAAUCCAGCCUAAAGUACUUAUAUCCACCUCCUACAAGCACAGUUUUGGCAAACAUUGCAAAUGCCCUAGCAAGUGUCCCAAAGUUCUAUGUCCAGGUGUUGCAUUUAAUGAACAAAUUGAAUCUCCCUGCUCCGUUUGGACCUCUUACUGCGCAGCCUCCUUUGUAUGCAGAUCAUUUUUCUGCACCGACACUAUACCCACCAGUCCCACCUGACCUUCCGGAGAACCCUCCACUACCAGAACUGGAUGACGACUAUGAUAUGGAUGUGUCCAGCAGAGAAGAGUCAGAGUAUGAAAGUGGAGAUGACGAAGAAAAGGAGAGGGCUGUUCGUCUUAAAGAAUUGGCAGAUAUGCUGCCGAAGCGACCAAGUCAGAAGAAACAAUCUCGUCCUCGAAAAAAGAUGAGGAUUAAAGACCUUAUUAGCAUGCCUGCUGCACCCCAACAUGCACAUGCACCACUAUUACCAUCUGAGGUGUUUGAACAGCCAUGUAUUGUAGGUCCUAAAAAAAUGGAAUUCCACAUUCCAGCAGAUGUACCCAUUGCUGCUGAUGCUCCUGUUCAAGUAGAAGCAAGGACCAUUUUACAGCAAAGUAAGGAGAUGCCAGGAUUUGGAAAGAUCUAUCCUGCUCAUGUAUCUAAGGAUGAUGAUGAAGACGACGGAGAGGUUGAAGAUGAUUUGCCAAAAGAAUUUAUUUCCAGGAGGGAAUUGGAGAAAAAA
This is a messenger RNA of Staurois parvus, 1119 nucleotides long. Lineage: Eukaryota; Metazoa; Chordata; Amphibia; Anura; Ranidae. The record is from the annotation of a GenBank genome assembly.